Zingiber officinale is the source of this 2893-nucleotide messenger RNA. RefSeq names its product pentatricopeptide repeat-containing protein At4g16390, chloroplastic-like. NCBI's taxonomy places the organism in Eukaryota, Viridiplantae, Streptophyta, Magnoliopsida, Zingiberales, Zingiberaceae. Bases 155 to 2248 code for a protein of 697 amino acids. Gene Ontology annotation, molecular function: protein binding. The record is from RefSeq and is a predicted model, not a curated record. Gene Ontology annotation, cellular component: chloroplast. The transcript has 2 exons.
UAAAUCCCUUGAAGAAGUGGACGCAAUCGAUGCAAAUAAUCUGAUAAGGCAGCGAAGCGAACUCAUCAGUCAUCGUCCCCAAAACCAAACCCUCAUCACCGUCGGCUUCUGAGGAGGAGGCGGCGACGACAGCGGCGAAGAAUCGAGCAAGGUGAUGACUUUCUGCUUCUCUCCAGCAGCUCCUUCCUUUGCCCAACUCCACUCCUCCUCUUCCUUCCCUCUACCUCUCGCUUCCUCGACCUCAUGCAGGAGUAAAAGGAAAAGCUUCAUUCCGUCCCACCCCCUUUCCUUUCCCCACUUCCUUCAUCUCCAUCGGCAUCUCCACAAGCCACUCAGCGUCUCCCUAGAAGACCACCAUAUCUCCUCUCCUCCUUCUCCUCCAUCUUCGCAUCCAUCGCCCUUCAAGAACUCCAUCUGGGUCAACCCCAACAGCCCUCGCGCCUCCCGCCUCCGCCAGCGCUCCUCCGAUUCCCGCUACGCCCGCCUUGCCCUCCUCGCUGCCUCCCUAGACUCCUCCGACCCUACCGAUCCUUCCAUCUCCGCCGUCCUUGCCUCCUUCGGCAGCGCAGCAACCGUGCAGGACGCCGUCAUCGUCCUUAACAGCAUGUCCAACUCCCAUAAUGCCGUUCUUGCUCUUCGUUGGUUCCAGCGCAAGAUCGACAGGGAGGUAGUUCUCUACAACGUCACGCUUAAGGUUCUUAGAAAGUCCAAGGACUUGGUGGGCGCGGAGGGCCUCUGGGGGGAGAUGCUGGAAAAAGGAAUUAAGCCGGAUAACGUGACAUUCACAACUAUGAUAAGCUGUGCCAGGUUCUGCAACAAGCCCGAAAAAGCAGUCGAGUGGUUUGAGAAAAUGCCCGAGUUUGGAUGCCACCCAGAUGAUAUCACCUACUCGGCCAUGAUUGAUGCUUAUGGUCGGUUGAAUAAUGUGGAGAUGGCUCUUGAAUUGUACGACCGUGCUCGUGCAGAAAAGUGGCGGCUUGAUCCUGUGACUUUUGCGACUGUGAUUAGGGUAUAUGGCAUUUCAGGUAAUUUUGAUGGGGCGCUGAAUGUGUACGAAGAGAUGAAGGCCCUUGGUGCUAAGCCUAAUUUGGUUAUUUACAAUACGUUGUUGGAUGCCAUGGGCAGGGCCAGAAGACCAUGGCAAGUCAAGACUAUUUACCGUGAAAUGUGUAGCAAGGGGUUGGCUCCUAACAGAGCAACAUACUCAGCUCUUCUGCGAGCAUAUGCUAAAGCUAGAUAUGCUGAAGAUGCGCUUGACGUGUAUAGGCAGAUGAGGAAGGAAAUGGAGCUUGAUAUUAUCUUGUACAACAUGCUUUUGUCAAUGUGCGCUGAUGUUGGUUCAGUUGAUGAAGCAGUGAAAAUUUUUAAUGAAAUGAAGGAGCUAUCAAAUGCCUGCAAACCAGAUAGUUGGAGUUACUCGGCUAUGAUAACUGCAUACUCGUGCAGUGGAAAAGUUUCUGAGGCUGAAAGCAUGUUGAAUGAAAUGUCAGAAGCUGGGUAUCAGCCAAAUAUUUUUGUGCUUACAUCUCUAAUCCAGUGCUAUGGCAAAGCUGGAAGAACUGAUAGCAUUGUUAAAGCAUUUGACAAACUUCUAGGUUGGGGGAUCAAACCUGAUGAUAGGUUAUGUGGCUGUCUCCUGAAUGUGGUAGCUCAGACGGCAACAGAAGAACUUGGGAAGAUUAUUGGUUGUAUUGAAAGAGGAAAUACUCAGCUGGGUUCUUUAGUAAAUUUGCUGGUUGACGAGGCUUGUGACAAUGAUACAGUUAGACAAGAAGCUGUACUACUCUUCCAUAACGUGAGUAGUGAAGUAAAAAGAGCUUAUAGUAAUUGUUUGAUAGAUCUCUGUGUAAACCUCAACCAUUUGGAAAGAGCGUGUGUGCUUCUCGACCUGGCAAUUCAACUUGAGAUAUAUACAGAUCUUCAAUCUCGAUCUGCUACACAGUGGUCCUUAUAUGUGAAGGGUCUCUCACAUGGAGCUGCUCUAACUGCAUUACAUGUUUGGAUGAAUGAUCUAGCCAAAUCCUUACAGAAUGGAGAAAACUUGCCUCCAUUACUUGGUAUCUUCACAGGGCAUGGAAAACAUAAAUAUUCAGAAAAAGGGUUAGCAUCUGUUUUCCAGUCUCACUUGAGAGAAAUCUGUGCACCAUUUCAUGAAGCACCAGACAAGGCUGGAUGGUUUCUAACCACACAACUUGCGGCUGAAUCAUGGUUGGAGUCAAGAAACUCAUCUUACAAAGUUGCUGCUUAGGAUACACGGGCCUGUUUGACAUCCUAUUAAGUGACGAAGAUCUUUGGAAGAAGCCUUGCACCCUCACCUCACCUUGCAGAGAUGGAGAAGAGAACAAUGCAUUUUAAAUUGGGGAAACAAAAGAUUGUAAUUGGUUGUACAUGAGGUCGAGGAAACCUCACUGUUGAGGAUUGUUGACCUGUUCUGUAUGCUAUUCCCAGCAGAAUGAUAUGUUCUUUGCCAAAUGACACAUAAUGAUUCUUCAAAUAAAGAUCUUGUUGACAACUAAAAGAAGGUGAGAAUGGAGAUCACUGCAAAAUUGACAGAGGUGUAGUGCGGAUCUUCCAACAGAUGACUCAACCUUGCUUCAUGCAUCUCCAUUUUAUGUUUGUGGAUAUCCCAUCUUCAACUCUAAAGCACCCUUGCUUUGUCUAUUCUUUUGCAACUUUAUCAAUUUUUUCUACUAGCUCAUAUAUCUUAACUUAUAAUCUGGUGGUCUGUUUCUGAAAUUUGAUUCAGGAUCUUUACUUAAACAUCCCUCAUGUGAUUUCUGUAAGUGUUCCAUAGCUGAAAGCGCCCCUACUUAUGUUAUAUUGUAUGGUAAUUAUAGAUUUGAUGGGUGUUAUUUUCCCAGGCAUAUUAAUUAUCAAAUGAUUGGCAUGCAUC